Cucumis sativus (cucumber) is the source of this 2516-nucleotide messenger RNA. RefSeq names its product putative pentatricopeptide repeat-containing protein At1g02420. Bases 108 to 1595 code for a protein of 495 amino acids. Gene Ontology annotation, molecular function: protein binding. NCBI's taxonomy places the organism in Eukaryota, Viridiplantae, Streptophyta, Magnoliopsida, Cucurbitales, Cucurbitaceae. The record is from RefSeq and is a predicted model, not a curated record. The transcript has a single exon.
GCUUCGUUCUUCGUUUUAGAAACGCCGUCUUCUCACGGUUCAAUUUGCAAACCUAAACUCUUUUGCCCGCUCCACCUCAAUUCAAUUUCAUCCCAACGAAGCCCACGAUGAUUCUCCGACGCCCAAACUUCUUUCAAUCGCCCCUCAGGUACUUCUCCCCAAUCCCAUUAUCAAUUUUUUUCUCCCACCCAUUUUCAUCUUCCACUGAUAAUCAAUCGCUACACCAAAACAUAGAAACAGUUUUCCGCAUUAUUACUACUUCCUCCUCUUCAACAGACAUGAAACAUUCUCUGGAAUCGAGUAGGGUUUUUCUCUCAAAUGAACUGAUCGACGGGGUUCUUAAGAGGGUUAGGUUUAGUCACGGCAAUCCCUUACAGGCUUUGGAAUUCUUUAAUUACACUGCUAAAAGAAGGGGAUUUUAUCACACUUCGUUUUCUGUUGAUACAAUGCUUUAUAUACUAGGUAGAAGCCGGAAGUUCGACAAAAUUUGGGAUGUUUUGCUUGAUGUUAAGUUUAAGGAUCCGUCGUUAAUCUCGCUUCGAACUGUUAUGGUUGUUUUAGGAAGAAUUGCCAAAGUUUGUUCUGUGAGGCAAACUGUAGAGUCUUUUAGGAAGUUCAAGAAGUUUGUUCCUGAGUUUGAUGUCACUUGUUUUAAUGCAUUGCUGAGAACUCUGUGCCAGGAGAAGAGUAUGAUGGAUGCGAGGAAUGUUUACCACGGUUUGAAGAGUAUGUUUAGGCCGAAUUUGCAGACGUUUAACAUAUUAUUGUCGGGUUGGAAGUCGUCAGAAGAAGCUGAAGGAUUCUUUGAUGAGAUGAUAGAAAUGGGGGUUAAACCUGAUGUUGUUUCAUAUAAUUGUUUAGUUGAUGUUUAUUGUAAGAAUAGGGAAAUGGACAAGGCGUUUAAGGUGGUUGGGAAAAUGAGGGAUGAAGAUAUACCUGCUGAUGUGAUUACAUACACUAGUAUUAUUGGGGGAUUGGGAUUGGUUGGUCAACCCGAUAAAGCCAGAAAUAUUUUGAAAGAAAUGAAGGAGUAUGGAUGUUACCCUGAUGUUGCAGCGUACAAUGCUACAAUACGGAAUUUUUGCAUUGCGAAGAGGCUUCAUGAGGCUUUUGAUUUGUUGGAUGAAAUGGUGAAUAAGGGUCUGAGUCCAAAUGCAACGACAUACAACUUGUUCUUUAGGAUUUUCUUCUGGUCGAAUGACUUACAAAGCGCAUGGAAUUUAUAUCGUCGAAUGAUGGAUACGGGGUGCUUGCCUAAUACACAAUCCUGCUUGUUCCUAGUGAGGUUGUUUAAGAAGUAUGAAAAGGAAGAAAUGGCAUUGGAGCUGUGGAAUGAUAUGAUACAAAAGGGUUUUGGGUCUUAUAUAUUAGUUUCUGAGGAGUUAUUUGAUCUUCUUUGUGAUUUGGGAAAGUUGAUAGAAGCUGAGAGCUGUUUUCUGCAGAUGGUAGAUAAGGGGCAUAAGCCAAGUUACACCUCGUUUAAAAGGAUCAAAGUACUCAUGGAACUGGCAAAUAAACAUGAGGCUCUUCAGAACUUGUCAAAGAAAAUGGAUGAUAUUUUUUGGAUAAAAAAAAUGCCUCCCCUGGAACAAUGAGUUAUUCAGCAGUUCUGUCAAAUUCGAAUUCAUCUCCAUGUUAAAUGGUUUUUUUCCCCACAUGUCAAGGGUCUAUAUUUUUCACUCAGUGAAAAACUGAAAACCAACAGAGCAUCAACACAUUAACUGCAUUUCAACAGCAGGAUGCCAAACAAGAUCGUGGAGCUGGAAAUUGACAAAUAACCUCUUGAGGCUAGCCGCAGCAUCUACAUCAACUGUUUGGCGGAUUAGAAAUGGAACCUCCCAUAGCCUCCUCUAGAAAGCUUUGCAUGGUAGGAUGUAGACACUACCUCUGGCUUAGAACUGUACGCUCUCGUGUUCAAUGCAUUGUCCAAAUAAGCACAAAGCACUAUUCGCUUCAAAAAGAUAGUUAGAAAGAAAAUGAGGUGAUUGGUUCAAGAACUGUCUCAUGAGUUACCAACUCUAUAGCUUCAUGAGGGUAUGAAUGUAUAUAGAAAUUCAGAAACUCGGAUCUGGCUGUCAUGAAGAUCACCAAGACCCAGUACGAUCACAUCUCUAUUUGGAAUUUUUCAAGUUGAAGACAGUAUAAACCAAGAUCUAUCAUUUUAAACGUUCCUCCUGUUUUUGCCAUCAAGUUUCAUUACGUUGCGAGCGGCUUUCUCAAGUAUGAAAUCUCAUCCAGCUGACCUAGGAAAAGUUCCAUUUGCUUUCUUUCGUUGAACACAUUACUUCGGAAAUAUUCUUGGCCAUGGGAGCUGCAAACAGAAAUGCCUCACUGUUCUUAUACGUUCUCUCAAUGUUCUUAUUUUCCAAAAUGUGUUUGAGCAUAUGUUUUAGGGGCCUUAGUGUUUUGAAAAUGAAAAUUAUUUACAUUAUAUGACAUUGGAUGGAUAUUUCCCAUCAAUCUCCAUGCAAAUAUUGAAUUAUUGGCCAUAUUUUACUUCAUCCAGCUUGCCAUGA